Messenger RNA from Cotesia glomerata, 1387 nucleotides. It is a transcript of the gene CSN6, whose product is annotated as COP9 signalosome complex subunit 6. Bases 177 to 1277 code for a protein of 366 amino acids. The record is from RefSeq and is a predicted model, not a curated record. Gene Ontology annotation, molecular function: metallopeptidase activity; protein binding. The transcript is spliced from 6 exons. Lineage: Eukaryota; Metazoa; Arthropoda; Insecta; Hymenoptera; Braconidae. Gene Ontology annotation, biological process: protein deneddylation. Gene Ontology annotation, cellular component: COP9 signalosome.
AAUUAUUAAUUUUAUACUUGUGAUUGAAAUUUGUGGUAAACAUCAGCGCAAACAUGCAACGUUGAUUGCGAUAUUAAUAAAUAUAAGAUAAAAUAUUUAAAGUCUAAAUACUGAUAGUAAUUUUAUAAAUUACUCUCUGUUAAAUUAAUAUUUACUUUCUACGAACAAAAUAAAAAAUGAGCUCCAAGCCAGACGCGAGUGAAAUGGAAGUAGACGAAAACAUUGCAUUGGAGAGUGGAUCCUCGAUGGAAGUCGUAAAUUCUGCAGUGGAUGUCGCGGGACCUUCUACGAGUUCUAAUUCUGGCAGCAGCUCCUGCCGGGUUAUGGCGUCCUCAGGAACAGUCGGGUCUGUUUCGGUGAGCUUACAUCCUCUGGUUAUCAUGAAUGUCAGCGAGCACUGGACCAGGUUACGCGCUCAGGAAGGCAGCGAUCAACUAGUCUACGGGGCAUUAAUUGGAAAACAGAAAGGAAGACACAUAGAAAUAAUGAACUCCUUCGAGCUGGUCUUCACGUUGGUUGAAGGUGAUGUUGUUAUUGACAGAGAUUACUAUAACACAAAAGAAGAGCAGUUCAAGCAGGUGUUCAGUGACAUGGACUUCCUCGGCUGGUAUACUACUGGAGACAUGCCCAAUGAUAGAGAUAUUAAAGUUCAUAGACAAAUUUGUGCCAUCAACGAGAGUCCAGUGCUUCUUAAGCUCGAUCCGAGACCCAAAAAUGCAGAUCAAUUAUCUGUAUCAAUGUACGAGUCUGUUAUUGAUCUUGUUGCUGGUGAAGCUACAAUGCUUUUUGUACCUUUGACAUACACAUUAGCUACUGAAGAAGCUGAAAGAAUUGGUGUUGAUCAUGUUGCGAGGAUGUGUAGCAACGAUCAAGGAGAAAGUUCUUUAGUUGCUGAGCAUCUUAUGGCACAGCAUAGCGCUAUUAAAAUGUUGUAUUCAAGAGUAAAACUUAUUUUGAUGUAUCUCCGUGCUGUUGAAAAAGGAGAACUGCCUCCAAACCACGAAAUUUUGAGAGCUGCUCGGUCGUUGGCUCAUCAUUUACCUGUCUUGAAUAGUGAUAGGUUCAAAGCUGAUUUCUACAAUCAAUGCAACGAUUUCGGAUUAAUGACAUACCUCGGAAUAGUUACCAAGGGCUGCAACGACAUAAACCAGUUCGUGAACAAGUUCAAUAUUUUGUACGACCGAUCGGGAAUGGGUCCAGGGCACAUGAGACGAGGAUUGGGUGCAAAUUUGAGACGUAUGCCGCUUGCUUUUUUACAAGAUAAUAUUUUCUCCUAAACCGUUUUUUUCGUUCAUCUUAAUUCAGAUCCAAACUUUAUUACAACUCAUACCUACUAACUAACUUAUGCCUUAUUAUUUUCAAUAAAGAUUACAAUUUUAUAAAUUAA